AUUAUAACAGAAAACGCUUAAGUGUUUUACAGUGGGUAUUUUCGUUUACUGAGUGUAAAGAGGAAAAACCAUAGAAAAAUUAAGAUAUUUUCAUUGCAUUUGCUUGUAUAAAUAAAUUUUAACUGAUAAAUACAAAAAUUACAAUAAUCUAAGCAAAAGAAUUGCUUGAUGCCGGCAGAUUAUCAAAGUCGCAAUAGCCAAAUAAUCGAUAAAAAGUAAACAAAUUACAUGAAUUGAAAACGGACGAAAAAUAAAUAAAAAACUAAACACCUAAAACAUAAUUACAAAAUGGAUAACAAACAAGAAAGCACAAAUGCAACAAUCCAUGAGACGAUUGCGAAUGAGAAUGUGGAGAAUGCUGCUGAGGAGUCGGCGGCACCUUUGCUGCCCAAACCAACCAAUGCCGAGGAAGUGAAUGAUGUAAAUAAUGCUAUCCCACUCGCCAGCAAAACAACAACAACAACAGCAACCACUAAAAAGAAAAACAAGGCAAAAGGCCGCAAUUCGGUGGUUGUCACCGAUUUGGACGCCGAGUUGAAGAAACUAACGCACCGCAGAAUAAAUGUUGCCGGUGCCCCAAAAAUGCCACUAAAUGCAUAUGUCCGCUUCAUGAACGAUCGUCGGGAGGAGCUGCGACGCGAAUAUCCAAAUCGCUCGGCGCUGGAGCACACGAAAAUGAUUGGCGAGGAGUGGCACCUGUUGACCGAGGAGCGCAAGGGUGCCUACAUGGAGGCGGCUGCCAAGGAUAAAGCUCUGUAUCAGGAACAAAUGCACAAAUUCCUCAAGGAGCAUCCGGAAAUUGUGGCCAAUGAGUUGGCCAAGGCGAAGAAGGUAUUCGACAACAAAAAUGCCAGCACGCCCAAGGAGAAGGCCACCAACACAACCAAUAACAACAACAGCAUUACCAGCAGUAAUCAUGAAGUCGUCAACUCUGCAUCGAAAAAAUCCAAUGUGAAAGCCAACGUGAACAAACAGCAACAACAACAAAGCACAUCGACACCUGAUCCGGAUGAUAUACCACUGGCCCAAGUGAAACGCACUCCGACACCGCCAUCUGUUAACUCCUAUAGUUUGCAGCCACGUCCAUUUGCCGCCGGAGAGAUACCCAUCUACACGCACGAGUUCAUCGAGCAUAAUCGAAGCACGGAGAAUGAGUUGCGCACGCUGCGCAAGACCAAAACGGAUUUGGAGCAGCAGAACGCUGUGUUGGAGCAGCAUGUGGACAACACAAAGACCGGCAACGCCAAAUUGAUGGGUGAAGUCUCUGAGCUCAAGGAGGAGAACGCUCGCCUAACCGCAUACAUUAAGAAUCUGCGGCAGAAGAUUGUCAGCGCCUUGGGUGGAAUUGCGUUGCCACCGGUCCAUUCGAGCGGACUCAGCGUGGACAAUGUGGACAAGUACAUACAGCACUUGGCUGGCAUGAUCAGUUCCUCGACUACCGGCGAGCAGCAGCAGAACAAUGCCAUGCUGCUCAAGGUGGGCGAUCUGCUGUGCAAAAUGGACACCACAUCCUUGCAGAAGCCAUCUUAAGGAUCAUUAGUUUAGUUAUAAGUACAUUCUCUGUACACAUUUCCAUGUGUUCCGUGUAUAUUUAUUUGUCGAUUAAAUUUUAUGAAUCAAACCCAA
This is a messenger RNA of Drosophila grimshawi, 1626 nucleotides long. It is a transcript of the gene Hmg-2, whose product is annotated as high mobility group protein 20A. The record is from RefSeq and is a predicted model, not a curated record. Gene Ontology annotation, cellular component: nucleus. Gene Ontology annotation, biological process: regulation of gene expression. The transcript is spliced from 2 exons. Lineage: Eukaryota; Metazoa; Arthropoda; Insecta; Diptera; Drosophilidae. Bases 289 to 1530 code for a protein of 413 amino acids.